Molecule: messenger RNA, 2125 nt
Organism: Penaeus vannamei (Pacific white shrimp)
Lineage: Eukaryota; Metazoa; Arthropoda; Malacostraca; Decapoda; Penaeidae
Source: RefSeq, a predicted model, not a curated record
GUUGUAAAGCGGAAUGUCAUCGAGAACAUCGUCCCAAUAUUGAUUGCAGUGAAGCACAAGCUAGAGGAGAACCGGUCACCUUUGAUGAAGCAUCUUUUACUCUACUUAAAGGAGCUCAUGAAAGAUUAUAAGAAUGAGGUAAAGGAGAUUUUGGCUGGGGAUAAGCAGCUGGCUAAGGAAAUAGAAUUUGACCUCAGACGCUUUGAUCAAGAACAGAGAGAAGAGGCUGAAGAGCAGAGGAAUCCACCUGUCGAAAACAAAAGAACUGAGGCUGCGAAAGAGCCUGUACAAGUUGAGGGAACUAAUUUUACUGAAACCUCAGAAGAAGGACCACAACAGCCAGCAAGUCCAAAACCUUCAUUGAUGACACCUUUGAACAUUGCAGGCAAAACUCCCUCGGUAGCAAAGAAUGACCUUCUUAGACUAGCCCUUCUGAAUAACAAAACAUUAGCAGCAAGACGGAAGAGUAUUGCUGCAGCACCAGAAACAGAGCCAGAAGUCAAUAGUGUGUCAUGUAGUAUAAAAGGCCGUAGAGCAAGUGUUGCAGAUUUCAGAGAGAAGAGUGAUGAGGAAGUUGUUUUCAACACCAGUAAUGCAAACAAUACACAUGUAGACCCUCGUCCCAUUGAAAGUGUACCUGCUGAAGACAAUGAUGAAAAUCUAAUGGUUACACCAAAGAAAAGCAAAGAUUCACAGAAAUCUAGGGAGGAGUUAUUACGUGCUAUUAGUACACCUCAAGCCCACCAGAGUGUUAUCAGUAAUAUCACUUUCAUGAAUGAGACUCAGGAUGUCAGUGCUAUCAGCAUAAAUACAACCAUAACCUCACAUUCUGAAGGAAGCAAUAAUGCUGACAAGCCAAAGCUGUUAUUGCAUCUUAAAAGUCCAGAGGCUUAUGCCAAAGAAUCUGACUUUAGCCAGUUACGCAAAGGUACAAGACGAGAGGUCAAUACAAAAAAGGAACUUGCCAAACAAAGUGAAAAGUCUGUAAGAUGUGCCUUGUUUGAGACUGCUACCAAUGUGUCAGAAAGCGAGGAUGAUGAUUCAAUUGUACCAAACCGUAAGCAUACUUCCUUUGUCAAUACAAACAAGACAGAGGCAAGAGGAAAAGUUAAGAGAACAAGGGACAUGGCAUCACUUAGUCCAGAUCCAAAGAAGAGUGAGAAUGACAAGAAAGAACCUGAUGUCACAUAUAAGAAACCCAGUCAAAAACGCAGUAGGGUUAAAACCAAAUAAACUCAUUUUGGUUUGGUUUGAGUUUUCAGAUUAGAAAGCAUAUUCUGUGUAUUUCAGAAUAACCGUUUUCAUUGCUAUUUAUCUAUUCUUCCCCAUCUUUUUAUGCUUUGGAAGUCAUUAGUAAUUUUUAUAAUUGUUGAUAUUUAAAGAAAUUAUUUGGAUUCCAUUUUAGCAAGUGAAAGAUGAAUUAGAUAUCUAUUAAAAUGGUUUGUUUUCCCUAAAGCUGUAUUUGAAAUACAGCAUUAAUGAAAAGUAGCCUCAAAUGUACAUUGCAUAUUAUGCAAGUAAAAGAGCAUAGUGACUUGUCUGAAUAGGAUUUCUUUUUAGAUUCUAUUCAUCAUGUGGCAGACUGCUACUCUGUAUUACUUUUUUCUUUGUUCACUUAUUUUGAGAAAUAUUUGUAGAUUGAUAAGGAAAAGCUGUACAAACUUUAAAUACGCAACCACAUAGCUAUACAUAGUAUAAAUAUUCAAUAAUGCAAAUAUAUUUCUGAAAGCUGCUUAAUAUUUUUAUUAUACUGUAGAGGUCUGUGAUACCAAGUUUGAUAUUUUUUCAUAACAGUUAACAUGUAUAUAAGUAAAGUAUUUUUUGUAAUUUUGUAUAUUGAAUGUACCAGUCUGCUAACUGCAAAGCGUGCACAUGAGUCAAAAAAUCUUAAAUCUUUUAUGCGCCUCAGCCAGAAUGUCUUUGGUCCCCAUGGCUCCACCCUUUAUUGUUUCAUAGGCAUUGUAAAAUUCGAGUUUUCAAUGUUUCCCUGCAGGCCCAUUUUGUGUGAAGAGGGCAAAUAAGAAUAUAUUUUAAAAGUUUAUUUACUUUAAACUAAAAUAGUCAUGGGUGAGAUGUUAGAAAUCUGGUGAAUGUAUAUUUAAUGAUGCUAAUAAAGGCAUAUCUA